Necator americanus (New World hookworm) is the source of this 1041-nucleotide messenger RNA. RefSeq lists its product as uncharacterized. The coding region runs from base 1 to 1041 and encodes 346 amino acids. Gene Ontology annotation, cellular component: nucleus. The transcript is spliced from 6 exons. NCBI's taxonomy places the organism in Eukaryota, Metazoa, Nematoda, Chromadorea, Rhabditida, Ancylostomatidae. Gene Ontology annotation, biological process: chromatin remodeling. The record is from RefSeq and is a predicted model, not a curated record.
AUGUCCCUGAUGCGCACAGAUGCGAUAGCCGGAGCCGGAGCCGGAGCCCCGAUCCUCUUCACUUUCGUGUUUGGCGAGGGGAACCCUUUCACUUUGGACGAAGCUAGGACGUCGCCCAAAAGCAACGCGCAUCGUCUUCGCCCGGGCAAUGUGACAAAUAUGCGGGGGCUAACGGCUAGAGGACGGUGCCGGCCAAAGAAGUUAAUCCGCCAUCGCCAACAACAUCCAGCGCGUCUGGCACCACUUAACGAAACUCGCUGGAAAGGCUCCAAAUCAAGGGAAUUAGGCGAUGGCUACAAGCUCAUCUACCACGGCACAUCAAAUCGCAAUGUCGUUGGCGUCAUAUUGAACGAGACGUUUGGAACAAGCGUCACAGCGGUGGAUCGACUAUCGGAUCGCUUGAUGGCUGUAAAAGUAGAUACAGGAGAAGUGGAAUUGCGAGUCGUCUCUGCUUAUGCGCCACAGGCUGGGGCGGGCUGUAGUGAAGAAGAGAAGGCGUGCUUUUGGGAAGAUCUGGAGCAGUACGUCCAAUCCCUGGAAGGCGAAGAAGUAUUUCUAAUCGGAGGAGACUUCAACAGACACGUCGGUUCUCGGGAAGACGCUCGACUACGUUCUGACAAGGAACAUCCAAAGGAAAGUCGAAUAUCCAAAAAUCCAGAGCUGUUUGGGACGUUGCUUUCGACCCUGGCCGCCAUCCAGUUCUUCUCAGCAUUAAGAUACGGUCCCACAAGAGGAACCGAGGAGACGCUGCAAGGGAAACGCUCCGGGGAUUACAACCAGGAAAAGCGUCUUAGAGGGAAGCUGCAUCGUCAACUGCAACAAGACCGCGAUAGUGAACGUCGAGAGCGAAGGAGUUUGAAAAGGCUCCUCAACACUGCCGGUGGGAAGGCUGUCGGUGAAACAACUCUUCCAAUUUGGAGGGAUCACUUCAAGACCUUGCUGAACCGGCAAGCGCUGUCAGCUCGUAAACUCGAGCGCGUUCAUAGGCCGACAUAUGCGGUUAACGAGGAACCACCGUCCGAGUUGGAGAUUCUGGUCUGA